CCUAUGCAUUUGGUGUCUGUUUCAGUUUGUUUCCAGAAUUAUAAUAACAAAGCCCAGUAUAGGGGAUUUUCCCAAGGAAACUGAAAACUUAAGGAGAACAAAGGCAAGGGAAAUUUCCCUUCAAAGCUUAAGGGUUGAGUUUUCAUCUGGAUAGACAACGGAAAGCUUCUUCAGAGCGAGGUGAAAAUUUGAUUAGAUUUAUGAUGUGUAUCGCGAUGCCUGCAGUUUGGGAAGAAAUACGUAUUGUACUUAGGUUGUUAAUUUUUUGGUGAUUUCCUUCUUCACUUCAUGUUUACGCGUGCGAGUGGGAAAAUCCCCGUUAGUAAACCUCGUGGUUGUUUUGGCAGCACAAUUUUCUCGAAUAUGAUCUCAUGCAUAACAGAAGUCACGCCACUAAAAUCAAUAGAUAUUUCAUACAAAACCUGGGCCGCAAAAUCUAUCACUGUUUUCUCAAAGAGUAGAAACAAAACAACGAUUUGCUAGAACACAAUAAAUAAAUUGAUCUAUUUCCUUUUUCUCUUCGUGUUUGCGUUUGCAAGAGGGAAAAUCCCCGUUAAGUAAACCCCUUGGUUGUUUUGGCAACAGAAUUUUUAGAAAAUGAUCUCAUGCAUAACAGACGUCACGCCACUAAACCACCAGAUAUUUCAUACAAAACCUGGGCCGUAAAAUCUAUCACUGUUUUCUCAAAGAAUAGAAUAAAAUUAACGAUUAGCUGGAACACAAUAAAGGAAUUGAUCGAAGGCGAAAAGGAAAGAGUGAGUAAGAUAGAGGUCGAAAGACACCUCGGCUUAAUACGAAUGCAAAUUAUCAAAUUCCCCUAUCUACACAACCAUCUUUGAUGACUGUGAAGAAACUCGAAAAAUUGUUUCAAGGAUGUGAGAAGAGGGCAAAAUUGGUGUUCUAAGUUGUUUAUGUUUCUCUCAAGAUUCAAAUCCGACAGAAAAACGAAAUAACAUCACCAUCAAAAUCUUACAACUCGGGGAUUUUCCCAUGCGUGACAUCACUGCUUUGGAUGAGCUAUAUUAUUAUUAUCCACUUUGGAAAACUUUCAGUUUCACCAAAGUUGCUGUGUUAGCAAGAUUGUGUAGUUUCUGAUCGGGUUCUUAUUGAGUUGAGAGGGAACAGAAGGUGAGCACACUUUCUAAGGAUUUUACAGUGGUCCAUAGUUCAAGCCCAGCAAAUCUUGAUUCAUAAUUUCCCUGCAAAUAUACAAUACUCGAUGGCGCCGGGAUUAAUCCAAAUAUUCGUUUACGGCAUAAGACGAGACAUUACCACCAUAAAUAUUCACAAGGUAAGAUGGCUGUUUAAUGUAAAACCCAAAUGUUUACAUUCACACCAGUUAAACAGCCUCAAAAUUACAUCUUCUUGACCUUCCUUUGCGUAGGAUGCAACCGUCAAGGAAUUCUUCACUAUGAUUUCCCAAAAGAAGGGUAUACCAGUGGACCAAAUGCGCGCAAUUUACACUACAAAACAAUUGGAGAUAGGUAAACGUUUGUCAGAUUACGGAGUGCAAAAUGAGUCCAACGUGUUCUUGGUUCUUCGUCUGCUCGGUGGGUCUGAACGAUCAAUUCCACCAGAAAAAGAAUUGGAUGAUGCAGUGGAACUGAGUAAUGACCCGGAUAUGAUUACGUGGGACGAUGACCCUGAGAACAAGAGAGCCAAGAUGCCUUGCGGGCAUGCUAUAAGUAAGAUAAGAUCAUUUGCUCCUAUUCCUUACUAAUCUUUAGUUUGGUGUUCCUUGGCUGUUUGAUUCAUUCAACUUCCAUUACUAUUUAUCAGUACAAUCCUCAUCCUUAAUUUAAACUAAAAUUAUCUGUUAAGAAUGUAGCAUUGUUGGUAAUAGCAUCAACUUAGUAAAGCAAUACUGUAACAUAAUGUACUACUUUUUCAUAUGCUUACCAUCAUCCGUUUCCUCUGUUCCGUUCACCUACAUUGAUUAAUGCUCAUGGUGUUAGGGAUUAAAUCAAAACACAGCCUUCAGUCUACAAUAUGAUGGCUCGCAUGAAUGACGUCAUGCUGACUUGGUAAAUGUCUAAGCUCAGUUAUCUUCCUUUAGAGCAGCGCAUAUUAAGGAAAAAUUUGUUCAGUUGGUAAAUUACUGUUUCAUUUACAUUUCAUUCCAGCUCCAGAAUCCCUGACAGCCUACUGCCGUAGUAUCUUAGACGCGGGCCGGUCCCAAUUUUUGUGUCCUUACAUCAGCCAAGACCAGCCACCUGUUUAUUGCCGCAAGGAGUGGGACUACAUAGACGUUCGUCGCUUGGCUGUUUUGUCAGAAGAAGAAAUUGAAGAGUUUGAAAAAAAAAUCUCCCGGAACUAUCUGAUCAAGGGCAUGGGUAUUCAAGAAUGUCCGAAAUGCAACUCUAUGGUGCAACGAAGUGAGAAAAAGCUGAUACGAGUGGUUUGCCCUAUUUGCAGCAUGAAUAAAAGCAAUGCUUUCGAGUUUUGCUGGCAUUGUCUGCACGAAUGGAAAAAUAAGCAAAGCACGACCGUGUGUGGUAUGUAGUUUUUGUUAAAAACAUGAUUUACUUAAUGACAAUUUAUCAAAAUUGACCAGUCACACACUUAACGGGCGUCUUUGGCCAAAAAUGCAUUCAUUUCGGUUAACUUCUGUGAGUUCUCGAGCAGUUUGGUGGCGGGGUGGCGGUUGUUUAUCAACAUUUUGUCACAGUUAUUUUCAAGUGUUCUCCCACUCCAUCCCUCCCUAUUUUUUUCCUUUGUCUAAUCUGAUCAGUUUUGAUGGGUGUUUGGAAAGGGGGCUCACGACUGAGAUGUGGGGAUUUUCCAUCCAUGAGAAUGGUAUUCUAUCUAACGACUGGUUGGCAAAAUUGUGAGCCCCUGGAUACCCUGGGCAUCCACCUUUCGCAUGUGUGUUUACCACACACAUGCAAAAAAAUUAUACAGGGGUUCACCAGUGGUGACUUGUAGAGGAACAUUUAUUUUCAUUUUUCGUAAUUUCUGUAUUAUAAUUUCCACACUUUCAAAUAAUUUGCUUGUAUCUUAGGAAAUGAAGACUGUUCAUGUGAGGACAGACGUCUCAAGAUGCUUCGGAAUUGUCCCAGGAAAACUAUCAUUGGAGUAGUGGGGUGCCCCUCUCUACGGGCUUGUGUGUUCUGUGGCAUGAUGAUUGAGCAUGUUAAAGCUUGUAAGCACAUGCGCUGUCGCUGUGGUAAAGAGUUCUGUUUCAUCUGCCUGAAGCUUAAAGAACCUAGCGGUUGGAAGUGUGGAAGGUACAAUGAAGCAUGCACAGUGGCAGCUGUGCAAACCACGAUUCCUGGAGAUAAUUAGUGCCCAAAAAUUUCUCUGUUGCCCGAUAAAGUGAGGCUCAGCAGGUUACCAAGCAGAGGAGUUAGAAGAGUUACUUACCAUCAUUUUAAGUAACACUGGUUUAGCAUCAUAGAUAAUUGUAUUUAAACA
Molecule: messenger RNA, 3414 nt
Organism: Pocillopora meandrina
Lineage: Eukaryota; Metazoa; Cnidaria; Anthozoa; Scleractinia; Pocilloporidae
Source: the annotation of a GenBank genome assembly